Oncorhynchus keta (chum salmon) is the source of this 3884-nucleotide messenger RNA. Its product is annotated as homeobox protein aristaless-like 3. Gene Ontology annotation, molecular function: RNA polymerase II transcription regulatory region sequence-specific DNA binding; DNA-binding transcription factor activity, RNA polymerase II-specific. Gene Ontology annotation, biological process: regulation of transcription by RNA polymerase II. Bases 151 to 1251 code for a protein of 366 amino acids. The transcript is spliced from 4 exons. The record is from RefSeq and is a predicted model, not a curated record. Lineage: Eukaryota; Metazoa; Chordata; Actinopteri; Salmoniformes; Salmonidae.
GUUUCACGGGUCUUUGUUCAUGAUCUCCUAAAUCCCACCCACUUGAAACGAAGAAAAGAGUAAGAAAAAACUCGCGCUCGCACAGAAACCUUGCUUUCACUGUAACAGGGACCAGAGUAAAGUCGUUAAAGUGCAUCCCGGACUGACCUCAUGAUGGAGGCGGACAGUUGUUUAUCUUUCUCUUCGCAGCCAAACCGGACAGCACUGAAUAACUCUCCCGGUUUGGAUCAGAAUAGUUCUGGAGGUUCGUUCCUUCCCUGCGAUGAACUACAGAAAAGUACACAUCUUCCUCUCGCUCACCGUCUGAGUCUCCGGGAUCAGAGUGACUUCUACAGCUCAAGCUCCAUGGGACGGUUUAACGACGGCGCGUCCGCGGAGUUUACGCACGGGGCAGCCUCCACGAAUCCUCGCGCCUUGCCCAACAAACACAGCAAAUACAUGGAAAAUAUUAAUCAGGACCAAAAGGUUUUAUCAGUAAGCGGGAAGGGCUCGUUUUAUGACAAUUACUCGGAGGCCAGAGAGAAGGCGGGUCCCAAGCCCAUGGGCUAUCCCUUGAUUGGCUCAGACUGCUGCAUCAAGCUGAAGGAGCCAACCAACGGUCUCCAACCAGGGGACUCCAUAGCAGACUCCAUCGACCUUUCGGGCAAGAACAAGAAACGUCGUAACCGCACCACGUUCAGUACCUUCCAGUUGGAGGAGCUGGAGAAAGUGUUUCAGAAGACUCACUACCCUGAUGUUUAUGCCCGGGAACAGCUGGCCCUCAGGACCGAACUCACAGAGGCCCGUGUACAGGUGUGGUUCCAGAACCGCCGGGCCAAGUGGAGGAAGAGGGAACGCUACGGGAAGAUCCAGGAGGUGCGAAACCACUUUGCUGCUACGUACGAUAUCUCUACGUACCAGAUGCAGAGCAACCUGUGGCCAGGUGCAGGAGGGGGGUCCGGCGGGGGCUGUGUCCUGGGCCCUGACACCAUGUCUUCCUCCUGUAUGAGCCCUUACCCCCAUCCCCACAGCAACCUCCCCUCUGUGGGUUUUAUGGGCAUGCCCCCGUCUUCCAGCCACCCACACCACCCUCACCAUCACCCCCAACACCACCCUGGCAUCAACGGCCUCUACUCCCUCCACAGCUUCCCUGGGGCCCUCGGGGGCCACUCCUUUGAGCCGGGGCCCGAGACAGAGUAUAAGUCAUCCAGUCUGUUGGCCAUGCGGAUGAAGGCUAAGGAACCUGGGAGUCUUCUAUCCAGGCCUACAUGACCACCACAGUGUCAGGGUCAGAUCCCCACUAUGUAUUGACUGAGCUAAUGCAUUCACACACACAUUCAAACUCAAUCUUGUAUACUAGCAACCCGAAGGAUAGUUAUGGCCACAUGUAUUUGUGUUCCUGCAUGCUGAAAUGACAGCAGAAGUCAAAACUCUACACACACACACACACACACACACACACACACACACACACACACACACACACACACACACACACACACACACACACGUAUAAUUAACCUUGUGGGGACACAUAAUUCAGUCCCAUUCAGAAUCCUAUUUUCCCUAACCCCUAACCCUUACCUUAACCCCAAAACCUAACCGUAUCCCCAAACUAACCCUAGCUCCUAACCCUGGUCGAAAACUAGCUCCUAACCCUGGUCAAAUACUAGCUCCUAACCCUGGUCAAAUACUAGCUCCUAACCCUGGUCAAAUACUAGCUCCUAACCCUGGUCAAAUACUAGCUCCCAACCUUAAAACUAACCCUCACUCCUAACGCUAAACCAAAUUCUAACCCUAACACUGAUUGGCUCAAACCUUGACCGGAAACCACCUAGAAAUAGCAUUUGACCUUGUGGGGACUAACAAAAUGUCCCCAGUUUGUAAAAAUGUUGAUUGAUUUAAAAUAUUCCUGUGGGGACUUCUGGUCCCCACAAGUAUAGUUAAACACACACACACACACACACACACACACACACACACACACACACACACACACACACACACACACACACACACACACACACACACACACACACACACACACACACACACCUCCGCUACUUUCCUCCAAAUAAUGUAACAUUGCCGUAAACCCACAGACUUCAGACCGUGACAGGACCGACCAUUUGUUUGAGUUUGUUAGGCCACCAUCAGGCACAAAACCUGCCAUUUUGCAGACAUUUUUAUUCAAUCCAGAUUUGAGCAUUAUCACAAACAUAGUGAGACCAAAGAAUAUAAAAACAAUAUUAUUUAAAUAUGUAAGAUGUAGAUGUUAAUAAAGUACAGUACCAGUCAAAAGUUUGGACACACCUACUCAAUUCAAGGGUUUUUCUUUAUUUUUACUAUUUUCUACAUUGUAGAAUAAUAGUGAAUAUAUCAAAACUAUGAAAUAACACAUAUGGAAUCAUGUAGUAACCAAAAAAGUGUUAAACAAAUCAAAAUAUAUUUUAUAUUUGAGAUUCUUCAAAGAACCCCCACCCUUUGCCUUGAUGACAGCUUUGCACACUCUUGGCAUUCUCUCAACCAGCUUCAUGAGGUAGUCACCUGGAAAUCAUUUCAAUUAACAGGUGUGCCUUGUUAAAAGUUCAUUUGUGGGAUUUCUUUCCUUCUUAAUGCAUUUGAGCCAAUCAGUUGUGUUGUAACAAGGUAGUGUGGUAUACAGAAGAUAGCCCUAUUUUGGUAAAAGACCAAGUCCAUAUUAUUGAAAGAACAGCGCAAAGAGAAACAACAGUCCAGUCAAUCCAGAAAAUGUCAAGAACUUUGAACGUUUCUUCAAGUGCAGUCGCAAAAACCAUCAAGUACUAUGAUGAAACUGUCUCUCAUGAGGACCGCCACAGGAAAGGAAGACCAGAGUUACCUCUGCUGCGAAGGAUAAGUUCAUUAGAGUUAGAAAUUGCCUCAGAAAUUGCAGCCCAAAUAAAUGCUUCAGAGUUCAAGUAACAGACACAUCAACUUCAACUGUUCAGAUGAGACUGAAUCAGGCCUUCAUGGUCGAAUUUCUGCAAAGAAACCACUACUAAAGGACAUCAAUAAUAAGAAGAGACUUGCUUGGACCAAGAAAUAAGAGCAAUGGACAUUAGACCAGGAGAAAUCUGUCCUUUGGUUUGAUGAGUCCAAAUGUGAGAUUUUUGGUUCCAACCACUUUGUCUUUGUGAGACGUGGAGUAGGUGAACGGAUCAUCUCUGCAUGUGUGGUUCCCACUGUGAAGCAUGGAGGAGGAGGUGUGAUGGUGUGGGGGUGGUUUGCUGAUGACACUGUCUGUGAUUUAUUUAGAAUUCAAGGCCCACUUAACCAGUGUGGCUACCACAGCAUUCUGCAGUGAUACUACACCGUCCCAUCUGGUUUGCGCUUAGUGGGUCUAUCAUUUGUUUUUCAACAGGACAAAGACCCAAAACACACCACCAGGCUGUGUAAGGCCUAUUUGACCAAGGAGAGUGCUGGAGUGCUCCAUCAGAUGACCUGGCCUCCACAAUCACCCGACCUCAAACCAUUUGAGAUGGUUUGGGAUGAGUUGGACCGCCAAGUGAAGGAAAAGCAGCCAGUAAGUGCUCAGCAUAUGUGGGAACUCCUUCAAGACCGUUGGAAAAGCAUUCCUCACGAAGCUGGUUGAGAGAAUGCCAAGAGUGUGCAAAACUGUCAUCAAGGCAAAGGGUGGCUACUUUGAAGAAUUUAAAAUCAAAAAAAUAUUUGUAUAUGUUUAACACUUUUUUUUUGGUUACUACAUGAUUCCAUAUUUGUUAUUUCAUAGUAUUGAUGUCUAUCAUUCUACAAUGUAGAAAAUCGUAAAAAAAAUAAAAAUAAAGAAAAACCCUUGAUUGAGUAGGUGUGUGCAAACUUUUGACUGGUAAUGUAUGUGAUGUAUGUUGUACUUUAUUGAUCAACAAUAAAGGGUUUCAUCUGCC